AUGUCCAGCGUAUUACGACUGGCUCUGGCUGGGGUAGAAAAAGACACCGCACCCCAUGCCGAUCAUAUGUCUUCCUCGCACAAAGCACAGAAACAGCUGCCUUCACAGGUUUCUGGUCCCAUACUCACCAGCCCAUGGGCCGGUCAAAGGCACGACGACGCACCGAGCAGGAUGCCUCGGAAACAUUCGAGGCGGAGGGAGCUGGCGACCCAUCCCGCCACCGAGUUGCCCCACGGCCGCCUGAUCCCUGAAGCGGCUCUGGCCACCGAUGGUGGGAGGGAGGCGCCAAGAACACGCAGGCGUCUCCCGGGCACGUGUAUCCCCGAUGCCUGAACUGGCACGCGGGCGCAUAGUGAGGCGUUGACGGACGGUCAGAGUUGGACAGCGGCUGCCGUGCUCCGUGGACGUUGUUGUCCUGUCACAGACUAGGCGCUCCAGGUCGGAGGCCUGGCGCGCACAGGCCGUAUCAUGGGUGCCCAAUCUCGGCCUGUCCACGUGGAAGCAUAAUGCGCCUGGCCGAUGUAGAUUGUGAUGGGGGAGAUGUAUCAGCUCGAUUGUUGGUCAUCAAGUCUAC
Gaeumannomyces tritici R3-111a-1 is the source of this 574-nucleotide messenger RNA. RefSeq lists its product as hypothetical. Bases 1 to 333 code for a protein of 110 amino acids. The transcript is spliced from 2 exons. The record is from RefSeq and is a predicted model, not a curated record. NCBI's taxonomy places the organism in Eukaryota, Fungi, Ascomycota, Sordariomycetes, Magnaporthales, Magnaporthaceae.